AUGGCGGCGGUUGCAGGGAGGAGGGAAAGAGGAGGCCAUCAGCGGUCAAACAGUACUCCUGUGGGCAGUACCACUACAACAGCCACCCGAAAUAACUCCAACAGAAACUUUUCAACUUCUUCAACAACCGCUACUCCAACCGCAGCGUCUUUGACGACACCCCAACAUCAACGGCUGCUGUCCAAGAGUUCAACCGCAUCGACAUCGUCUGCCAAUCACGACCCUGCCGCUGCCCCUCAGCCCCAGUCCGCUCGCCGACGGCUGACUUCAACCAAGCGGCAUUCCUCAAGUCUCUCUCAAUCUCAAUCCGUGUCAGUUUCUCCUUUGGCUCCAAACAAUUCCGUUUCCGGUAGGCAGGACAGCUCCACCACCACCGUAUCCGCCGUGAAUCCGCCUGUCGUUCCUAACAAAAGGCAUUCCGCCCCCUCUGCCGACUUGAUUACCACCAGGUCGCGGCCUACUAACCCCUUACAUCAGCGCUCUGCUUCAUCAUCUUCCUCUCCUGCACCCACAAGACACUCUAGAAAACCGAGUGACGGGCCAUCGGUUACGACAGGGAGAGGCCCAGAUUCUGCGACCACCACCAGAACCUCUAGAACUUCCACUCUUGGCUCCUCCCGAACAUCACGCACAACGGCAGCUGCCUCAUCACCUGCUCGGACACCUGCAACCACUUCCACAACUAGAAGAACAGCCACUUCGUCUCCGGCUAGAACACCUGCAGCCAGCAGAUCAUCUGCAGCGGCUAAACCCCAGCCUCCUGUCUCUAAACCUACACAUAGGCGUGCAGACUCGGCAUCUGUCCCAUCGAGUCGCUCGAGUCGCGCAAGCACUAGCCCCAUCCCCCCUCAACCUGCUCCUCCCGUGCCGUCAUCUGCCAAUCCUCCAUCCGCUCCUCCACCCCCCGAGGCAAGUUCAGCCGGUAUACCUCCGCAGAUACAAGCAGAAUUAGACAAGAACGCGUCUAUUCAGGUAACGCAACCUCCUAGGCGAGCUAAAGCACCAGCAAGAUUUAGUUCAAAUGGUAUAGCGACCGCCGAUGCACCUCCGCCAUCGCUUGCAUACAGACAAAUCCCCUUGACUGCCGCUCCUCCCCCACCACCUGCCAUCCCUCCCCCUCCGCCGGCCCCGCAACCCCCUCCUCCGAGGCCAUCUGUGGAAGACGAGGUUGAAGACUUUCAGUAUCCGCCCCCAUUGGAAGAGGACAAUAGUAAUAGUAAGGCACUUGUCACAAUAGAGGUUGAUGACAGAUACCUGUCACCGCCGACACAACAAACACAAGAAGAAACCAUGACGACAUAUGAAACAGAACAAUAUUCACGAUCAAACGGCGGCGUUCUCACCAAUGGAUUUGCGGGCAAAUACAAUGCAACCGUGGAGGAUGAUGAGCCAACAAUCACAACGUUAAGGGAUAUUCAACGGAUCGCUCAAGAGGAAAGAAGUUUCGCCAGUUCACCAAAUCCGUUAACGUCAUCUAGAACUGCUCCAUCACAAAAUGGAGAUGACCCGUUUCUUAACUUGGCGAGGUCCAGUACACCGAGGAGCCAGGCUUUACUCGAUGCUCAGGCACGACAGGAGAGAAGACGAUCGAGGAUGAUGCAAUACUCGGUAAACAACGGUCGGACAUCGAAUCUUGCUCAUGAGUAUUCCUCAACUACAUCUUCGCGCCCGACUAAGAGCACGGCUUCAACAAUCGUUUCCGAUGAUUCUUAUGGGGGUGUUGAGUUGUCACAAGAGCCACAAUACCAGGCUCCUGAGCAAAACAUAGAAGCCGAUCAUUCCCUCAGUCAUCGAUCUUCAUUCCUCAGGAGACAAAGGGAAUCUCAGAAUGGACACGUACGAAGCAUUUCGGAAGCACCUCCUAGGACAACUCUCACUCGUGCUAAUGGCACCUCUGGUGAAUUGCCUUCGGGAGCCCCUCGGCCUUCACAAAGUGUUCUGAGAAGCCCUAUCAGCACAUUGAUUGAAAGCGACCGGGCAAAGAAUGCCGCACAGGCAAGACUAGGAAUCAAUGAUGAUGCGCAAUCUACGAUAUCAUCAGGAACAGUCUGGGAUGAACUAGACGAACUGAAGAUGCGGAUCAAGAGGCUGGAAUUAACUGGUACUUUACCUCCAGCGUCAUCUUCUUUGAGCGGUGUAGGGUCGGGAAUAUCAAACUCAUCUGGUGACCGGCCGCGAACAGGUACCACGGCCGCCACUACCGUAUCUAACUCUCCGAGGCACCAGCCCCAGCAGUCUAACAGUAAUAAUAACAAUAACGAAGCUGCGGCUGCACCGUCGCCGACAGCCACGGGGCCGCCUCCGACUAUUCAUCCCGUGCUUCAUGCGGCACUGGCCAAGACGAAGAUAGUUUUGCCUGAUCACAUCAUUAAAGCACUUGAUGCUCUAGCGAAUGAUACUCUGAACCUUGCGGAGGCCGUGGGGAGCACGGGACAGUCGACGAUGUCGAUCAAUCCGGCGCUCAACAGCCCGGAGAAGCAGCUAGUGACCGAUAGACAGAUUCGCAGGAAGGUGGAUAAUAUCUGCCGCAGCUUGACUGAGCUCUGCGUGUCGUUGGCCGAUGGAAGGAUGCCAUUUGAUCCUCCACCAGACAACCAAGUACAAACCAUGCCAGUUGUACCACAACCACAAAUCCAGCAACCGCAAAUCCAGCAACCACCUCAGCAGCCCCCACCGCAGGUUCAAACAUCGGUGUUCCCUCCUCGCGUUGAGGACCCCAUCGAGCGAACCAACACCGCCUUCGAUUAUAGGAGCCCUAGCGCUAUCGGACAUAAGAUUGACCGAGAAGCGACCGUGACACCAAAUUCAGCUGCGCGCGCACACGCUCGAUUUGAAGCUCGCCGGGCUAGUUUGCUCGGAGCACCAUCUCCACAAUACAUCUCACGACAAGAAGCAUCCCCGUCCCCACAGCCGGGUGCUACCCGUCUCUCCCACCGAAAUUCGAUGUCACUUCGUGGUGGUGGUGACCGUAGAAGUAUGAUUGAGCCAGAAGACGAACUCGACAUGCAACAGAUCCCAAACUACCGCUCGCCAUCCCGUGCUUCUAAUCUAAACACAUCAACAGCCCACCUCUCACCGCUCCGCACCACAUUUACUGGACAGAGCUACGAGGUUUCACCAAUGCAGAGAACCCUUACCCUCCGUGAGCAGCGUGCUGCUCAACAGGCACAGCAAUUAGAGCAAUUUCAACAAGCACAAACGAACUUGGAAAUUGCAAGCAAUAGUUACUUGUCUGCAUCCGGCCUUCAGCAUCGUAGAACCUAUAGCACUGCUUCUACGAUCACCCCAACUUCGUCUUCCGGAUUGGGACUGACGACUCAACGCCGCUCGUACCUCGAUAGAGAACGCGGUAUUACUGAUAAUAUUAUCGGUACCGCAUUGACUACUGGUUCUGGUGUUGGAAGUGCUGCCCAGCCCAUUGAUAUCAGCCGCCGCCGAACAGAGUAUCUCCGCGCUGCCAAUGGCGAACAACAACAACAACAGCAAAUUCAAACGGAGAUGGGAUACUCGCCACCACAGAGUGUAAGUGGGGGUAGCAUGGGCGGCAGGAGUAGGACGGCGAGCGUGAGUAGCCGGGUGGGCAGUGUGAGAGCGCGGACGACGAAUAUGCUGGGUAGCAAUUACGUGGCGUCUGGAAGCGGAAGAGUCGAAGGGUUAGGUCUGGGGCGAGACCGAGGAGUUUUGAAUACCACAAGGCGGUAA
Orbilia oligospora ATCC 24927 is the source of this 3702-nucleotide messenger RNA. RefSeq lists its product as uncharacterized. The record is from RefSeq and is a predicted model, not a curated record. Bases 1 to 3702 code for a protein of 1233 amino acids. The transcript has a single exon. Lineage: Eukaryota; Fungi; Ascomycota; Orbiliomycetes; Orbiliales; Orbiliaceae.